This is a messenger RNA of Striga asiatica, 2076 nucleotides long. The record is from the annotation of a GenBank genome assembly. NCBI's taxonomy places the organism in Eukaryota, Viridiplantae, Streptophyta, Magnoliopsida, Lamiales, Orobanchaceae.
UUGGAAAAUAGAAAGAAAUAAGGCAGAGCAAACCACACUAUGGUACAAAUUACACCCUACACCCUCAAAAUAGAUCUAACAUUGUAAACAUUUAUACACACACAGAGAGAGAACAAGUACACAGAUACAUCAGUGCAUAUCUGUAUCUAUAUCAUAUCUAUAUAUUUCUAGUUAACCUGUCUAUACAUAUGGCCCCUGAAUCAUUUCUCUGUUUCUGAUCUCUCUUUUUUAGACUCUACUCAAGCCACAUCUACAAACACAUGCAUAUACAAAAACAAAUACACAAACAAAGGAUAGCAUCAAACAGCUCUCACUUUGUGCUUUGACCCAAUCAAAGGUUUUUUGGGAGGUGCUGCUAAAAAGUUGGAAACUUUGGCUUCAGAAGGUGUUGAUUUUGUGCCUCGGAGUUGACUCAUAUUUGAAUCGUUGAUGUAUUAUCUCUGAGCGAAGGAAAUUGUUGGCUAAACAUCGUGGGAGUUUGAAGAUUCAAUUUUUGUUCGAGUCUGACGUGUCGUAUCAGAAUGGGUUGUUUCUGUUCAAAAUUGUCAUCAUGUUGUUGUAUCCCGGAGCAUAAUGGGCCAGUUCAUGAAACAAAUAAUAAUGACACUGAGGAGAAAAGCGAAGCCAGCGAUGUACCUGCAUUUCGCGAAUUUUCAAUUGAACAGCUGAGGAUGGCUACAUCUGGGUUUGCUGUAGAAAACAUAGUUUCAGAACAUGGGGAGAAAGCUCCUAAUGUGGUUUAUAAAGGGAAAUUGGAAAAUCAGAAACGUAUUGCUGUCAAGCGCUUUAACAGAUCUGCUUGGCCUGACGCCCGGCAGUUCAUGGAAGAGGCUAGAGCUGUUGGUCAACUUCGAAACUACAGAUUGGCAAAUCUACUUGGAUGCUGCUGUGAAGGCGAGGAGAGAUUACUGGUUGCUGAAUUUAUGCCCAAUGAGACUCUUGCCAAACAUCUAUUUCACUGGGAAACACAACCUAUGAAGUGGGCAAUGCGAUUAAGAGUUGCUUUAUAUCUUGCACAAGCGCUAGAAUAUUGCACAAGCAAAGGGCGUACUCUUUACCAUGAUCUUAAUGCCUACAGAGUUGUCUUUGAUAAUGAAAUCUUCACAAAACUAUUUUUUCACAUAUUACAGGAUGGCAAUCCUAGACUUUCGUGCUUUGGUUUGAUGAAGAAUAGUAGAGAUGGAAAAAGCUACAGUACAAACUUGGCGUUUACUCCUCCGGAGUAUCUAAGGACUGGAAGAGUCACCCCAGAAAGUGUAAUUUACAGCUUCGGGACACUUUUGCUUGACCUGCUCAGUGGGAAACACAUUCCACCCAGCCAUGCCCUUGAUUUGAUAAAGGAUCGGAAUCUCCAAAUGUUGACCGAUUCUUGCUUGGAAGGUCAAUUUUCCAAUGAUGAUGGGACUGAGUUAGUUCGUCUUGCUUCAAGAUGUUUACAGUAUGAACCACGUGAGAGACCAAAUCCAAAAUCCGUAGUUUCUGCAUUGAUUCCUCUUCAGAAGGAAACUGAGGUACCUUCUCACAUUUUAAUGGGCAUUCCUCACGGUGGAGAAAUUUUGUCUCUGUCUCCUCUUGGUGAAGCAUGCCUUAGAAAGGACUUGACUGCAAUACACGAGAUUUUGGAAAAACUUGGAUACAAAGAUGACGAGGGAGCCACGACUGAGCUUUCAUUCCAGAUGUGGACGAAUCAAAUGCAGGACACACUGAACUCUAAGAAGAAGGGAGAUUUGGCUUUCCGGCAUAAAGAUUUCAGGGUGGCCGUUGAUUGCUACACACAGUUUAUCGAAGGUGGAACAAUGGUGUCCCCGACAAUUUAUGCGCGUCGUAGUUUGUCGUAUCUCAUGAGUGACAUGCCUCAGGAGGCCCUUAAUGAUGCCGUUCAAGCACAGGUCGUAUCCCCCAUUUGGCAUAUUGCUUCAUAUUUACAAGCCUCUGCCCUCUUUGCUUUGGGGAGGGAAAACGAGGCUCAAAUCGCGCUUAAAGAAGGUUCCAUUCUUGAGGAAAAGAAGAACACAACCACUUCUUGAGAGGCCAUUGUGUCCAGGACAAGUGUAUNCAAAAAAAGAAAAAAAAAAU